UCUUAACUGCAGUGAGGAGAGGUCCUGCGAGUGGAGUUUUCGUGUUAACAUUGCCACUAUGUCGUCGUGAAUUCGUGAUAUCCGUGUAAUAAAUUGUAUGUGAAUUGAAUUGGAUUUAACGUUAAUCACGGCGAGAAAACCGGGACUGGAAUAAAUUGUUCUCUGUACCCGGGAGAUAAGUUUCAGGAUGACACGAGGCAUGCGGAUGUUAGCGACCGCGCUGGUGCUCCAGGCUCUCGCGGGCGCGGGCGUGCGGGCGUACUCGCAGGGCGCCCCCGACACGACGUGCAGCAGCCUGGAGCCGGGGCACAGGGCGAGCAAGCAGACGGGCCCCUCGCCGUACUCCAUCGCCCCGGGGAACGCCGAGGUCGAGCCGGGCAAGAAGAUGCUGGUGACGCUGGAGGCGGCGCAGGACCCCUUCAUGGGGUUCCUGGUGCAGGCCCGCGGCGCCGACAGCCAGGAGGUGGUGGGCACCUUCUUCACCACGGACCACGCCUACCUCACCUGCGGCAAGGGCUUCAACAACGCCGUCACGCACAACUCCCCGACGCCCAAGACCAAGGUGAUGCUCGAGUGGGAGCCUCCCUCUGACUUCGAGGGCGACGUCGUCUUCACGGGAUCCUUCGUGAAGUCAUAUGACACCUUCUGGGCUGGGGUUACAUCAGAGAAAGUGACUGUCACCAAGCGUUCCGUUCCUCAAGACUCUGGCACACCCACUACAGCAAACACAUCCCCUUCCACAACCACCACUACAACUACAACCACAACCACAACCACUACCACAAGCCCAGCUCCUGUAAGCCCAGCUGUAGAUACAGAUCCUGCAGAGAAUGCCGGUGAUGUUGUCAUCAGUGUGGUUGAUGCACCUAGUGUGGCUGUAGUUGAGAAUGACCUCAGUGAAGCUGAUGAUAGUUCUCCUCCUCCUCCUCCCACGUCUAGUUCCUUACCUACAACUUCCCUCUCCACAACUACCAAUAGUCCUAGUAGUUCCAUUAGUGAGAAUGAUAGUCCUAGUACAGAAAGAACCAGAGAAACCCAGGCCCCAGCAGAAGGGAACAGAGAUAAGCCAAAUCGCAGAUUUGGUUUGUUUAACCGCUUCAAGACCACCACGACCACCACAGGAAAGCCAACAACCACCGUCAAAGCCGCCACCACACGUGCUCCUAGGCGACCAAUUGAAGGCCUCUCCAUUAUAUCCCAGAGUCUGCAGCGUUCCAAGGAGGACAUCUACCUCGGCUGUGGCCAGAUAAAGGGCUGCUUUGGCUUCCCGUCCGGCUGCGAAAAUGACCUGAACUGUAAUAUUUUGAUGACUUACACAAGAGUAGCAACAGGAUAUCAGUUUGAGAUCCUUGGAAAGGCCAGUACAACCAGCUAUGUUGCUGCUGCUCUUUCAGAUGAUGAAAAGAUGGGCUCGGACAGUGUGAUGGCCUGUAGAAGUCUCAACGGCGAAGUAGAUGUGCUGAUGGCUUUUAAUAAUGGAAAGAAUAAUGAACUGCUGACUAAUAGUAAAUAUGGACUUAGUGAUGUCAAGACAUUACAGUCUGAUGGAGAACUCUAUUGUUCAUUCAUUCGGCAAACGAUCACAGAAAUUAAAGGAAUAACUUUUGAUCUGUCUUCCGACCGUUACCAUUUGAUGCUGGCGAGAGGCCCAGCUUUCGAGAAUGGAUUACGUUACCACGACAAUCGCUUGGUCUCCUCUGGCACUUCUUCCCUGAGUGAAUUUGAGUCCCUGGAAGCUGCAAGUGAAUUGUUCAAGACUCUGCAUGCCUGUUUCAUGAUUGGUGCUUGGAUAUGUGCAGCUUCAUGUGGCAUCAUCUUGGCUCGCUAUUACAAGCAGACUUGGUUGAGGAGCCGUUGCUGUGGCAUUGAUCAGUGGUUCCAUUUCCACAGAUUUUUCAUGGGACUGACAUGGGGUCUCACAAUCGCUGGAGUCGUACUUAUUGCCUAUUAUCUUAAGGGAUGGACAGAGCUUGAUCCCAAAGUAAACCCACAUGCUAUACUUGGUAUUGUCUCAACUGGUUUGUGUUUCAUUCAACCAUUCAUGGCUCUAUGUCGCUGUGCCCCAACUCACCGAAGGCGUCCCGUCUUCAAUUGGCUUCACUGGUUUGUUGGCAACAGCGCACAGAUCAUUGGUAUUACAGCGAUCUUCUUUGGGCUUGAGUUGGUCAAUGCUCCUUCUUGGACCAUGUUCAUUCUGAUCAUCUUCAUUGCUUUCCACUGCAUCAUGCAUCUUAUUUUGUCGAUUGGACAGUGUGUUAGCGACUCGAAGCAAGAACGUAGGAACAACGUAUUCCCAAUGAAGGAAAUGAACGGCAGUCGAAACCCACUGCACCCUGUGGAGAAAAGGACAGAUGCUCCAGGUGCUACAUUCCGCAAAGCAAUGCUGGCUCUGUACUUCAUUGUAAAUUGGCUGAUCACCGCACUUCUGAUUCUCAUUGUUGUCGUGGGGGAAGACCAGUUGAAGAAAUGGAAUUGGAUUUUCUGGGAGGAUUAGUAAAAUCUGUCCGUUUUGCGAAUUAAAUCAACGUCCAGAUCUUCAGUGUAGUAAAAUUUUUAUUCAUCUUUUCCUGAAUGGUUAACAGACAUGGCUGUAUUAUGGGCUCGCAGUUAGGUUUUAUUUUAAAAGGUUGUAACUAUGUUUGUUUGUUUUCUUCAUUUUUGAGACUGGAAUGAAUUUUCCACAUCUUUUGUAUAUCAGAUUUUAGCAGUCUAGGAGUGAUUAUAUUUAAUAAAAAUGAUGUAAGAGUCAAUAUUUUACUACAGGCAACAAUUUUGUUAUUGUAAAUACAGUCAGCAAGUAACUGUUGAAAAUGCUUUAGUAAUUGUAGGUACUAGGAUAUCUAGAGGAUGUCACUGUAAGAUAUAUAUUUCUCUCAUGCACACACACACACACACACACACACACACACACACACACACACACACACACACCACACACACAACACACACACACACACACACACACACACACACACACACACACACA
This is a messenger RNA of Penaeus vannamei (Pacific white shrimp), 2986 nucleotides long. The record is from RefSeq and is a predicted model, not a curated record. Lineage: Eukaryota; Metazoa; Arthropoda; Malacostraca; Decapoda; Penaeidae.